Molecule: messenger RNA, 786 nt
Organism: Brassica napus (rape)
Lineage: Eukaryota; Viridiplantae; Streptophyta; Magnoliopsida; Brassicales; Brassicaceae
Product: E3 ubiquitin-protein ligase RHA1B
Exons: 1
Coding region: 80-559 (159 amino acids)
Biological process (GO): protein ubiquitination
Molecular function (GO): ubiquitin protein ligase activity
Source: RefSeq, a predicted model, not a curated record
CAAGCAUCUAUGUUUACAAAUAUUUUCGUCUCCGUAAACAUCUCUUGCUCCAUCUCUUCUCUCUAUCUCUCUCUCUGCGAUGGGUUUCCCGACGGGUAUAAAGGAGCUUGAGAUUCCGGAUUACAUAUUUAACAUUCUUCACGUCAUCGGUUUCUUCAGAGACAUGAUCAACGCUCUCUGUCCUUACAUCGGUUUACCCCAUUUUUUAGACGAUGGCAUUCCUCGACCCGGCCCGAUCGUACCCGACAACACGGCCAUGACUCUCGCUUACGAGGUUUCCCCGGUUGUUCGUUUCUCGGAUCUUCAGACCGAUCUCGAAGACUGCUGUACGGUUUGUCUCUUCGACUUUGCAUACGAUGAUAAAGUUAGACAGCUUCCGAACUGCCGACACGUGUUCCACAAACGUUGCAUGGACCGUUGGAUCGUCGACUGCCGCAAGAUCACAUGUCCGAUUUGUCGAGACCGGUUCUUACCGGCCGAAUAUUACGCGCGGAUAAAUUCCGGUUUUGGUUCGGUUUGGUACAUUGAAGAAUCGGAAAGUAAUAAUAUUCUACUAUAAAGACCUUUGCAUCUGUUCUUCAGAUCUUGGUAUCUGAUCAGUAUUCUGUGUAUUUUUUUUUCAGUAUUCUGUGUUAAGUUUUAGUUUUCUAACAAAAAGUUCAAAAGAAAAAAGUAGAUUGUUUCAUGGUAAAAUUUUCUCACGUCUUCGUGAUAUGUUCUAGUACUGUAUAAACGUGAUGUGAACAAUUCAGUGAUAUAAAAUAACAGAUGAAUUCAUUAGAAAAA